Molecule: messenger RNA, 1803 nt
Organism: Pelobates fuscus (common spadefoot toad)
Lineage: Eukaryota; Metazoa; Chordata; Amphibia; Anura; Pelobatidae
Gene: TSLIG3B
Product: family with sequence similarity 98 member B
Exons: 8
Coding region: 83-1180 (365 amino acids)
Cellular component (GO): tRNA-splicing ligase complex
Source: RefSeq, a predicted model, not a curated record
CGGACAGGAAGCAGCUAAAUACAAUGGGACCAGGGAGCCUGAUAGUGCUUUAAUUGAAAGAGCUGGACCCGGUUACUGAAAGAUGGAAGUGGAUUUGCUGGACACCCUGGAGGCCCUGGGGUAUGAGGGUCCUUUGCUGGAGGAGACGAUGCUAGCCAAGGCUUUAGAAGACGGCCUUGCAUCACCUGAAUAUACUCAACUGCUUUGCUGGUUGAGCUCACAGAUUAAGCUGCUGGGAAAUUUAGAAGAAAGCAUUAGCUCGGAAGGUGAAGAUGUGGAGAGUGUUCAGUUGGAAGUGAGUGGAUUUUUAAAGGAGCUUUCCUGUCCGUAUCCUGCACUUGUUUCUGGAGACAUCAAGGAUAGACUUCAAUCCAAGGAGGACUGUCUGAGGCUGCUGUUAUUUCUAGGCACAGAGCUUCAAGCCCUGCAGAUCUUCCAUAGCAGGAAGCAAAUGGACACAGAGAAGAAUGACCCUGCCCACCUGGAAUUGAAAGCAAUAUGUGACGCACUCCACUUACCUGAGCAGCCUUCUUCUGAUAUCAUGUCAAUACUGAAGAUUGUGGAGGCCAAGGUCACAGACAUUAUGUCUCAAGUGAACACCAAGCACGUUGGACCAAUGUUGCUUAAAUCGGAACUGAAUGAAGAACAGCUGGACAGCCUGGAGAAAAUAAACGAAGCCCUUUCCAAGGAAUAUGAGUGUCGACGCAGGAUGUUAAUAAAGCGUCUGGAUGUGACUGUUCAAUCGUUUGGAUGGUCAGACAGAGCAAAGGCAAAAACAGAUGAGAUUGCAAGGGUUUAUCAGCCAGCACGUUACUCUUUGUGUCCCAAGCCUGCUGUUUCACUGGCAAACCUCCUUGCUGCCCGAGAGGAUUUCUCCAGAAUUGUACGCACUAGCAGUGGAGAGAUUCGGCAAAAAACAGUGUGUGCUGUAAAUAAGGUCUUGAUGGGGAGAGUUCCUGACAGAGGAGGCAGACCUAGAGAGAUUGACCCACCACCACCAGAAAUGCCACCUUGGCAAAAACGUCAGGAUGGUGGAAGAGGAGGAUGGAGAGGAGGUGGUGGUGGUGGUAGAGGUGGUGGCUUUGGUAGAGGAAGUUCUAAUGCUGGAGGAAGGAAUUUUGGAAGAGGUGGUUAUCAAGGUACUGGGGGAUACAGCAGAGGAGGAGGCCAGAGAUGGUAGUUAUACUUGGAUGAAAAGAAUGACUCCUGUCGCCAAACAUGAGAACGUUUCAGUAUUAAUUGUUUGAAACCUCUUUUGUGUCACAUCAGGAAAUAUGUAUCCUUUUACCCAGGGGACUUAAUAUGAGAAGAAUCACCUGUGUGGCAGGUAGUAACAACUUAUGAACAUUUUUACCAUAUUCCCGGAGGUGGACCUUUUCAGGGGACUGAAGGUCAGAUUACUUUUGGAGUAGCUCAGCUGUUUGCUCUUCAGUGUGUGGGUUGUUUUUUUGUUUUUUUUGUAUUGUGGACUGCAUUUUGCUUAUCCUCUAGUUUAUGGUAAACAAUGCUAAAAAUGUGACUACCAUGCAAUGAUCAAAUGGUUUAAUUAACUAUUUAUGCAUAGGAUUUUUUACAAAUAAUAAUGAAAAAGGAAAAAAAAAAAAUCACCGUGGGUAACCUAUUCUAGGAACACCUGAACCUUUUUAUACUAGAGCUUGUUUUUAAUCCAAUAGAAGACUAUUUUAUACAACCUGCCAUAUGAAAUGCUUUGCUUUAAUUGAGAAUCUCACUUUAAUUGUUUGGCUCGUGCAACACGUGUGAAGUUGUUUCAAUGUAUACAAUUAAAAUGGAUAUGCUGUGAAA